AUGCUGGGAGAAAUUCUUUACUUUAUUUAUACCAGGAUAAAUUAUGGUAUAUAUUGCUAUUUCAUCUUGCAGUUUUAUCACAAAUAGAUCGUGCUUUUUGAAAUUAUGUUUGCAGGGUUGGCAUUCAAAAUACUCUGCUGGUUAGUCUUUUUUUGCAACACAAAAAACUUAAAUAAAUUUUACAUGGCUCUCGCUAUUGCUUUAAAUAUUUAAAACUGGGUGAUUAUUAAAAAUUACAAGAAAUACAAUAAAACCUUUUCAUCGCUUCAGUUUAUGUACAACAUGAAUUCAUUUUUACACGCUGUUGGAAUGUCUAUAUUUAUUAUUUAUACAAGCGUCAAUUCAAAUAUUAUUAAUGUUAUUUUGGUCUUGGUUUUAGCUAUGCAAUUUAUUACUUUCUCUGAAGCGAAACUAGAAUUGCUUUAUUUUACAAGUCACGGAAAAAUUAAAGGACUUGCUGGAAAGUGGGGCAAAAUCUGUUUCUUCAACUUUUCAACUGCUGUGCAUUUCUUUUCUUACUUAAUGAUUUAUUACUGCUUAUAACAAUUUCCUUUGGGAUAAAGCUUUGUUUAUUUUUCUAUCUUGAGUGUUCUCUUUACUGUAACUUCUACAGUUGCUAUUAAAUUUUAUGUUAUAUUUGGUUCUACAGUGCUUUCGCUCUUUUUUGGAUUAAUCGAUUCAAUAUUCAACCUAAUUCACCUUGAUUACUUCUUUUUUAUAGCUAAUUUUUUCUACAAAAACAGUGUGCUUAUUGAAUUAGGUCCAAGCUUUUUUUACUUCUAAAACUCAAUACUUUUUGCUAUAAAAAUAUACUCUUUUGUUGUUUUUAAUGCCUUCUACGCGUUUAAAGGAUAUUCGUUCAAGGCAGUAGAAUAUACUGCAUUAGGGUCUAGUAUUCUAAGCAUAAUUAUAUUUAUCUAUUAAUCGUACUUAAUAUAUAUAAAACCAAAAAAAUAUGGAUCUGAUACAAUCGAGUUGACCUCCGUUUAGCAACUUAAUCAUUACAUCUCAUUAGAAGAAAAGGAUAAAAAAAAUGUUCAUGUGAGGGAGGUCAAGAGAAUCUAUAUUCCUUAAGUAAUUCGCAUUUAAAUACAAGAAUUUAUGAAGCUCUAUUUAUAUCAUUUCAAAGAAGCACAAAUAUUAUGCGAUAAAGCCUAAAGGAUAUUUUAUUAAGGCAGAAAUACUUACUAAAAAAUAGUAUUCAAUAUAAAUAUGCAGCUUAUUAAUCUAUAAGAACAAAUUGAAAAAGACAAGUAAAUUAACUCCUUUAUUAGAGAAUUUAUUUUCUUUUCUCCGACUCCUUAAAUUGCUGAUAAUAUCAGUCUCAAACUUGCUCAAACAAACAAUUAUGUUAUGCUCACUUGCACGCAGCAAGGAAACAUAACAAAAGAAUAUAAUUAUAUCAACUAAGCUAUUUAUGGUAAGCUGCUAUCCGCGAUAGUCUAUUACAAUAAAAUAUAAGACUACAUGAUUGUAAAUCCAAGACUAGUAUUUUAUGACCUGUACGAAAAUGAGUGA
Tetrahymena thermophila SB210 is the source of this 1518-nucleotide messenger RNA. Its product is annotated as transmembrane protein, putative. The transcript has 2 exons. Lineage: Eukaryota; Ciliophora; Oligohymenophorea; Hymenostomatida; Tetrahymenidae. The record is from RefSeq and is a predicted model, not a curated record.